AUGUUCAAAUUAGAUUCAGUUCAGAUGCCUCAACAACUCAGCCAGGCCGCUCACGAUCGUGAGAAGGUAUUUCAAUGGAUUGUCGAACUCUGCAAUACUGAAACCAGAGAAAAUGCACUUUCAGAGCUCAGCUCAAGGCGUGAUAUUAUCCAUGAUCUUGGCCCAAUGAUUUGGCAUACAACAGGCACUAUAGCAGCAUUAUUGUUUGAAAUAGUGUCUACUUAUCAGUUUGUUAAUCCUCCGACCAUGUCGCUUCAACAAGUGACACGCCUUUGCAAUGCUCUGGCACUCUUACAGUGUGUAGGUGCUCACCCUGAUACUCGUUCUCAGUUCCUUAAGGCCCAGAUACCUCUUUAUAUGUAUCCAUUCUUACAUAAUGCCAACAAAUGUCGUAAUUUUGAACAUCUAAGACUUACAAGUUUGGGUGUGAUUGGUGCUUUAGUGAAGACAGAAGAACAAGAAGUUAUUACUUUCCUUCUAACAACUGAAAUUAUUCCGUUAUGUCUACGUAUUAUGGAAACUGGUUUUGAGUUAACUAAAACACUAUCAACAUUUAUACUGCAAAAAAUACUUAUGGAUGACAAUGGUCUAAGUUACAUUUGUCAAACAUAUGAUCGGUUUUCUCAUGUUGCUCUCAUACUUGGGAAAAUGGUCUUGGCACUUGAAAGAGAACCGUCUACUAGACUACUGAGACAUGUUGUGGGAUGUUAUGUUCGUUUAUCAGAGAACUCAAGAGCACGUGAAGCACUUCGGCAAUGUUUACCUGAUCAAUUAAAAGAUAUGUCAACUUUCUCUGAUUGCCUCGCCAGAGACCAGACAAUCGCUGCUUGGUUAUUAUUGUUGAAAAAUAAUUUGGAGUCUGUUAUGCCUAUUGACGUAUCUCCUGGUGUUCCAUCUCUUGUCAAGCCAUAA
This is a messenger RNA of Macrosiphum euphorbiae (potato aphid), 912 nucleotides long. The record is from the annotation of a GenBank genome assembly. NCBI's taxonomy places the organism in Eukaryota, Metazoa, Arthropoda, Insecta, Hemiptera, Aphididae.